AGACGGAGAGGAACAGAAAAUGGGGAUAAGACUCACGAAACUGGCGAGCUGGGUUCAGGGGAUAGAGAGCAGUUUGGAAGCACUUACACGGAGAUGGAGCAGUUGGGCCACCUGGAAGGAAGGGAUACCCUUGUCAGUGGAUGCAGCAUCAGAGAAAGACCUGCCCCUGGAUGCAAGAUUCCAUGAGAGGAAGAAGAUUGCCUUUGAGGGGACACAGGUUGCAGGAGCGAUGGAGAUUGCUCUAAAACGCCUGUACACCCUCCUGAGCUCCUGGGAUAGCUUGGAAGACUUUGACCAAAUUUUCUGGGGCAACAAGAGUGCCCUGUCUGAGAGGGUGCGCCAGUCCUGGAAGGAUGAUGACUUUUUUGGCUACCAGUUCCUCAAUGGUAUCAAUCCCACACUGCUGAGAAGGUCCACCUCACUCCCCACUAGACUCGUGAUCCCCCCAGGGACAGAGGGUCUUCAGGCCCAGCUGGAAAGAAAGCUCCAGGAGGGUCGCCUGUUUGAAGCUGACUAUUCCCUGCUGGCUGGAAUCCAGGCCAAUGAGAUCCAGGGAGAGAGGCAGCACCUGGCUGCCCCCCUAGUUAUGUUCAAGAUGGAGCCUGAUGGGAAGCUGCUACCCAUGGCCAUCCAGCUCCAGCCUCCCUGCUCUGACUCUCCAGUCCCACCACUCUUCCUGCCCUCAGAUCCCUCCCUCACUUGGCUCCUGGCCAAGGCCUGGGUCAAAAAUUCUGAUUUUCAGCUGCAUGAGCUGCAAGCACAUCUGCUGAAAACCCAUUUGAUGGCUGAGGUGUUUGCUGUAGCCACCAUGAGGUGCCUCCCAGGGAUGCACCCCAUCUUCAAGCUGCUGGUCCCUCACCUCCGUUAUACCAUGGAGAUCAACACUCGUGCUCGGAGCACACUCAUUUCUGUCGGGGGAUUUUUUGACCAGAUGCUGAACACCGGUGGGGGAGGUCACCUGGAUGUCCUCCGUAGGGCAACAGCCUGUCUGACCUAUCGAUCCCUCUGCCCUCCUGAUGACCUGGCUGACCGAGGGCUCCUGGGGCUUCCAUCAGCUCUCUAUGCUCAUGAUGCCCUUCGGCUCUGGGACAUCAUCUCCCGGUAUGUGCAAGGAAUAGUCCAACUCCAUUAUUCAGGAGACAAGGUUGUGCAGAGUGACCCUGAGCUACAGGCUUGGUGCCGAGAGAUCACUGAGAUUGGGCUGUGUGGGGCCCAGGACCAAGGGUUUCCUGUCUCUUUCCAGUCCCGUGCUGAUCUCUGCCACUUUGUCACCAUGUGCAUCUUCACAUGCUCAGCCCAACACUCGGCCGUUAAUCUGGGACAGCUAGACUGGUAUGGCUGGGUCCCUAAUGCUCCAUGCACUAUGAGGCAGCCACCACCAACCACAAAGGAUGCAACAUUAGAGAUGGUGAUGGCCACACUGCCCAAUGUCCCUCAGUCUUGUCACCAGAUGGUUGUUGCAUGGCUGCUGAGCCGGACCCAGCCAGACAUGGUACCCCUGGGUCAUCACAAGGAGGAAUACUUCUCAGGACCAGGGCCCAAGGCUGUACUGAGAUGUUUUCAGGAAGAUCUAGACACUCUGGAAAGGGAGAUUGUGGCCCGCAAUGAAGGCCUGGACCCCCCCUAUUACUACCUUCAGCCAAGCCUUAUAGAGAAUAGUGUUACCAUCUAAGCCCAAAACCUGGCUGACCACUACUCUGAUGGGGUUGGAAAAGCCCUGUGUCCUUUCUUAACCGUAUUCCUUUUACUUUCAUACCUACAGGUACAAAAAUCACAAACUUGAGGCUCUGUCC
Messenger RNA from Dromiciops gliroides (monito del monte), 1793 nucleotides. RefSeq names its product polyunsaturated fatty acid lipoxygenase ALOX12-like. NCBI's taxonomy places the organism in Eukaryota, Metazoa, Chordata, Mammalia, Microbiotheria, Microbiotheriidae. Gene Ontology annotation, cellular component: plasma membrane; cytosol. The record is from RefSeq and is a predicted model, not a curated record. Gene Ontology annotation, molecular function: iron ion binding; arachidonate 12(S)-lipoxygenase activity; arachidonate 15-lipoxygenase activity. Gene Ontology annotation, biological process: linoleic acid metabolic process; lipid oxidation. Bases 20 to 1672 code for a protein of 550 amino acids. The transcript has 12 exons.